AUGAAUGGAAAUCAUCUAUUGAUAAUAAUUAUUAUUGUUGUUGGUUUUUCAUUUACAUAUUCUGCUGUGAUUAAUAUUCAUUCAAAAAAUCAUUUGAACCAUCCAAGUAGAACAUGGGAUCAAGCUAUUGCUAUGAGUAAAACCUUUGUUACAAAAUUAAGAUUAGAAGAAAAAUGCAAUAUGACAGCUGGUAUUGGAGGUCGAUGUGCUGGUAAUAUUUUUCCUGUAUCACGUCUGAAUUUUAAAGGAUUAUGUUUGCAUGAUUCACCAUCUGGUGUUGGUGGUGUUUUACAUUCAACUGCUUUUACACCUGGUAUACAUAUAGCAGCUAGUUGGGAUCGAAACUUGUUCUAUAAACGUGCUGUUGCAGUAGGUAAAGAGUUUCGAGGUAAAGGAGUGAAUGUUAUUUUAGGUCCAAUGAUGAAUUUUGAUCGAAAUGCUCGAAAUGGUCGUAAUUGGGAAGGAUUUGGUGCUGAUCCAUAUCUUGCUGGAGAAAAUUCAUUUUAUUAUAUUCAAGGUGUACAAGAUCAAGAUGUUAUUGCAACUGCUAAACAUUAUAUUUGUAAUGAACAAGAAACUAAUCGUUUUUUUGGUCUAACAGGUUUUCCAAGUAUACCAGAUGCAAUUAAAUCCAAAGGUUAUUCAGCUAAUGUUGAUGAUAAGACAAUACAUGAAAUUUAUCUUUGGCCAUUUGCAUCUAGUGUAGCUGCUGGUGUAGGUUCUGUUAUGUGUUCAUAUAAUGAAAUAAAUGGUACACAAGCUUGUCAAAAUGAUAAAAUAUUAAAUAAAAUUUUAAAAGAAGAACUUCAAUUUUCUGGUAAUGUUGUAUCUAAUUGGUAUGCAACAAGAACUGGUGUAGAAUCAGUUUUAGCUGGUUUAGAUGUUGAUAUGCCAGGUGAUGAUGGAUUUUUGGGUUUUUCACUUUUACAAGCUGUUAAAAAUGGAUUGAUUUCAGAAAGAAGAAUUGAUGAUAUGAUUACUCGAAUUGUAACACCUUAUUAUCUUCUUAAACAAGAUGAAAGAUAUCCAUCAAUUGAUUUAGAUCGAGAUUUUAUUGGAGAUCAUUAUAAGAUUAAUAGAGAAAUUAGUAGUGCAGGCAUUAUUUUACUUAAAAAUAAAAAUAAUGUUUUACCAUUUAAUGUUAAGAAAGAUAAAUAUCUUUUUAUUUAUGGAGCAGCAGCAGGUCAAUCUAGUGAAGCUGCUAGCUCAAAUAUAUUUGUAGCUUUUUCAAAACGACCUACAGGUGCAUUAUAUCAAGGUGGAGGUUCAGCUUUUGUUAAUCCAACAUAUGCCAUUGAUCCUCUUAGUGCACUUUUGAUUAAAGGACGAGAUUCACAUCUUAAUAUUCAUUAUAUUACUAAUCAAAAUGAUUAUAAUUCUAUUAAUGAUUCAUUCAAUUUUCGUGGUUUUGCUAAUGCAAAAUGUCUUGUUUUCAUUAGUGCUUGGUCAACUGAAGGAGCAGAUAGAAUAAAUCUUAAUUCUUUUAAUAAUGGUGAUAAACUUGUUCAAACUGUUGCUUCUCAUUGUACUAAUACAAUAGUUAUUAUUAAUAGUGUUUCACAAGUUAAUAUUGAAGCAUGGAUUGAUCUUCCAAAUGUGGUUGGUGUUAUCUAUUCAGGUAUGCCUGGUUCUGAAUAUGGACCAGCUAUUGUUGAUGUUCUCUUUGGUAAUUAUAAUCCAGGAGGUAAACUUGUUUUUACAUUGGCUAAAAAAGAUUCGGAUUAUGGUACCGAUAUUAGUGUAACAAAAAAUUCUGAUUAUACUGAAGGUGUUUUCUUAGAUUAUCGUCAUUUUGAUAAAUAUAAUAUUGUACCUCGAUAUUAUUUUGGAUAUGAACAAUGUAUUGUUUCAUCACAAUAUCAACAAAAUCGAAUCAGACCUUAUAAUAAUAUUAUUGCUUCAAAAAUUUAUAUGCCUGUCUAUGAAAUAACAUUUACUAUUAUUAAUACUGGUAAUUUGUAUGGUUCAGAAGUACCUCAACUUUAUCUUGGAUUUCCAGCUACUGCACAACAACCACCAAAAGUAUUACGAGGUUUUGAAAGAGUAUAUUUAGCAUCAGGUGAAUCAAAACGUGUAACAUUAAUAUUAACACAAAAAGAUAUUUCAUAUUGGAAUGUUAUUAAUCAACAUUGGACUGUUGCUCCUGGUAUUUAUACCAUUUGGAUUUCAACAUCUGCUAAUAAGGCUGACAUUAAACUUCAAAGUUCAUUCCGCAUUUAAAUCAUUAUCGCAAAACAUUAAAUACUCAGUAUUUUUUUUUAUAAAUUUUGAGUAUUUUUUUUCUAAACUCUCAAUAAAAAUUUUCCUCUCAAUAAAAAGUUACUCUUUUGUUCAGUAUAAAAAUUAGUGUUCAGGAACUAUCAUAUUUGCUCGAUAAGUUAAUAAAUUAUGGGUGUAUGUAUAGGUACUACUGUCAGAAAAGUUAAAUUCGACAACUCAGAAAAAAUCAAAAUGAAGAACCAAGUUUCUUUGAAAGUUUUCGGAAAUGAAAUCGUGAGUAAAAAAAACACUAUAACAGUUAAACCAUGAAAUAGAUAUAAAAUUCUUAAGAGAGCUUCCAUGAGCUGAUCGAGCAUCGCUCCAAUAUACGAGGCACUCGAUAAAAUUUAUUUUUCGAUUUUUUUUUUUGCUCAUUCAAAACUUCAAUGUCUAAAACUACUAACCC
Messenger RNA from Rotaria sp. Silwood1, 2665 nucleotides. Lineage: Eukaryota; Metazoa; Rotifera; Eurotatoria; Philodinida; Philodinidae. The record is from the annotation of a GenBank genome assembly.